AUGGCUAAUAUAGAGGAAAACGUUUCUGAGGGGAUUGACUGGGGUGAAAAGACAGUGGUGGGAGAAAAACACAAAGGUACAGAGCGUAAUCCAGAUUGGACUGGGACUCUACUGAAGAAUGCACACAUUGGACUUCCUAGCCCAGCACCAGAUGUUGUCAAAUGUUCCCUAAUAUCUGGGGAGUGUCUCUACUUCCACUAUGGGUGUGAUGGUCAGGAUGACAGGGGCUGGGGCUGUGGCUACCGCACCCUACAGACCAUGGCCUCAUGGCUGUGCCAGAGCUGGGCCCCACCACCACCUAAGGGCAAAUGCAGACCCCCACCCAGCCUCCCCGAAAUCCAGCACGCCUUGGUCGCAAUGGGUGACAAGCUUGCCUUGUUCGCUGGCUCUCGCGAGUGGAUAGGGACGUUUGAGGCGGCCCUGGUCCUCGACUACUACUACGACGUCCCCUGUAAGGUUGUCCACGUGCGGGGUGGAAUGGUAGAACUACAGAGGGCUGCUGUGGAGCUUCACCAGCACUUCCAGAGCCAGGGGUCCCCUGUCAUGAUGGGAGGGGACCGGGACAACUCCUCCAAGGGGAUCCUGGGUGUGUGCACUCGGCCUGGGGGCCAGGAGAGCUACCUGCUGGUGAUGGACCCUCACUACUAUGGGCCCCCACUGGAGAGGGCGUCGGUGCAGGGGCUGGGGUGGGUGUCGUGGAAAAAGGUAGGGUCACUGGAUCAUAGCUCUUUCUAUAACUUGUGUCUGCCUCAGACUGCCAGGAAAUGAAAGGGAGAAGGACAGAUCAGGGUUUAAAAGAAGAGAUGUGUUUACUCUUUGGCUGUGUUUACACAGGCAGCCCAAUUCUGA
Messenger RNA from Coregonus sp. 'balchen', 849 nucleotides. The record is from the annotation of a GenBank genome assembly. NCBI's taxonomy places the organism in Eukaryota, Metazoa, Chordata, Actinopteri, Salmoniformes, Salmonidae.